UUAUGAUUAUUAUAGCAAGUCACGUAAGUGCAUACACGAUACUUAUAAUUACUUCAUUUUAGAAUAUUUUAGUUUCUAAGGUUAUUUCAUGAUGUGAAGUACAUAUUUAUUAAUUCUAUGUUGUUUUGUAUAAAAGUUGAUUUUGGAUAAAUUUUAGAAAAAAAAUAUAAAAAAUCAAUUUCGCAGAUUCAUUGUGACAUGGAACAUUUUGAACUUUAAAAGGUUGCACGUGCAAUCUAUUUCAAACUCGAACUUGAACUUAGUUAAAUUACGUAAUCUUAUUUUCACGAACGGCAGUGAGGAAAUUGGUAAUUAUGGAUACGUGAGAAACUUUGUGUACUAUCUAUAUAUAAUAACAAAAUCAAUUUCAAUAUACACAAAUCAGUAUUUUCCAUUUAGAUUCCUGAUUCGUAUACUUCGUAUAAUUUGUAAAAGGGUAGAUUCGUUUUAUUUGUAUGAUAAGAUUCUCUGAUUCAUUCUCGUUUUAGAUCUAGUUUCAAAUUAAUUAUUAAAGUUCGAUCGAGACGAUUACUCACGGGCGUUUGUAUUCGUGGGAACUUUCGCGCUUUAUCUAUCGACCAAUCAGAGUCGUAAUAUUCAAAACGAAAUAAGUUCGAAAAACCAGUUGCAUAUUCGGCAUCUUAAAAUUUGAACAUGUGGGAGAGAUUGAAAAAAGUUCGAUAUUUAUAGAUUUAUUAAAGAUAAAGAAGGCAAAUACUUUUCAAUAUUAUUUAACCAAAUGCUAUUUAACUAUUAAUUAAUUUAUAUAAGCUUCGUAUUAGUACUCGAUUAUAAAUUAUAAUUUGUAAGUUGUGUUCAAUCAUUAAAAUCUAUUACCUUUCUUUUUAUAUUUUAUUUCAUUUUAUUUUACAGUUAAUUUUAUGAAAUUCUAUUCUGAGGAAUGUUUCCCGUUAACAAUUGUCGAUGCGCAAAACUAUAAGCAAUUAGUCGAAUAAGAAGAACGAACUAAGUUCAGGAACGCGUGAUAAUGAGGAUGCUUGCGUAUGUAAAGGUGGUAGGAUAACAUUGAAGGCGCCAUUUACGUGGGAAGUGAGUAAAAGGGGAUGAACUCGAAUCGCGAAGACAUUAAGAGUGGAACACGAGCACCUAGGUCUACCUUGCAUAUUCGUUAGUUCUUCCAGUCGUAUACGUAGGAACACGAAGUAAGAUCAACCGGUUUCUGAAAAGCUGAUUAAUAAGUAACAACGAAUAUCAAAAAGUCUGGAAAUAAUAAAAGAGUGAUCUUUAAUUUUAUUUUCUCUAGAGAAUUUCUCGAUAAAUUUCAACGAUAUUGAAAACAAUAAGUUAAAAAGUCACGAAAGUGGAAAUAAAUAUAUCUCAAAGUUAAGAUCUUCCAUGGAUAACAUGGAUUUAGAUUUCAAUAGUUAGUUCUAUAGUAGCUACACGCAAAGCACGAGCAAAGUGAAAACACGACGCUAAUCGUAGAAGUGAUUAUUCAAUGACAUCUUAACUUCGUGUGAAAAAUAACUAAUCGAUUUCUCAUGGAAGAUGGCAUGUUAAAUGAGACUUAACAGGAAAGUUCUCCGAUUGUACGGUUAUAAUUUAUUUUCAUCGCCUGUUAAAGAAUUCUCUUUUCUUAAUUCGUUACGCACGAAGUGUCAGAGCUGAAUCUUUACGCUCGAAAGAGGAUAAUAAGAUCUCAUUUCGUACGAAAGUAAAUUUAUCACGGAAUUCAACGGACGAUGAUAACACUUUACGUUUUCAAAAUAUUCCCAAGAAUUUCAAUAUUGUAAUCACUUAUUUGAAUAUCUUUGUGAAUCUUCCGAUCUUUCAAUAUCUCUCGAUAUCAUUUUUCCAAUGGAGGAAUCACGGACAACGAAAACAAAUGAGCACGCACUUACUAUAUCCGAUUCUGUGUCUGAUACUAGUACAAGUAUGACACCAACAGCAUCAUUUUCAGGCAAACAGCAAUACGAUGCGAUUCCAAAGAAGUCGACUUAUUUGAGAGACAGAGAGAGGAUCAUUUAUCCAAGAAACACGAGGACCUUGCCGAAAAUAGUUGUAGCUGAUGGAACGCCAAUAGAUGAGGAAACUUGUAUGAUGUUGAGAACGUUAGUAUUUGGUAGUUGUGCUUGUCCACCGAAGGCAGAAUGGGCUAGAACUGGUUUGACGUUAAGACCUUACGGUCAGAAUUUAGCUUUUGGAUUAAGAGCACCUAGGAACACAACUAGAGGUCUUAUUACGGCCGUUCAAGCGAUCAUGUUGAAGAAUUUUUUAUUUAAGUGUAACGUGCAGGACAGUCGUAUUGGUCCCGAUAUCUUGCUAAAGCCUUCAUAUGACAGACAAGUGGAAGUCCUAUGUCUAGCGAUAUCUGAAAUAAUUUGGCGUUGCGCCGGUGGCUUCGUUGCACACAAUCAGAACAGCAGUUGCAUCGCAAGUAGCAACCUCGAUAUAAAAAGUGUCAGCGUGCCAAAGGCGAUAGUGGCAUUACCACAAAAGAUACCUUAUCUGCAACAUAGCGUGCAGUAUUUUCAGGAUGGUUUGACGGAAACGUUACAUUUAUUUGAGUUCAUCUCAAUAGAAGAUCUUCAAAUAUUCAUCAAAAGGUACUUAUACUUGUUUCAGGAUGAAGGAGGACCAGGAGCAAAGUUAUUGCUUUACAGUGCUGUUUUAUCCAGAGGUCUAGCGAAAGUUCAAAGCGACCUGGAAGAUCAGAAAGCUUCUAUACUAAGCGGAUGUCCUGAGGAGGGACCGAUCAGUGUUGUGGUCUUUAUGUUGACUGGGCGUGCGUCUCCUCAUCUUCAUAACGGAAUUAUUCAUAUUGGAGAUGAGAAUACUUAUGCUGUUCCACAAUGGGGUAUUCUCGUGAGAAGCGAAGUAGGUCUUCUAGUUCACGAGGGUGAUGGUCAAACGAGCAAGGUACCUGGUUCCCGACUGAAAACUCCCAGCUUACCGAUAUGGGUUACAUUAUGUCACGGUCAUCAUGGUGUUCUCUUUAAUACGAACAAGGAAUUACUAAGGAAUUAUCAUGCAGAAAGAAGAUUCGAAGUGCAGUAUUUCGCUUGUGGUGGAAGUCACGCCACAUUGACCGUGGAUACGAGGGCGAACGAGAGCGCAUCGGGUGUAGAAUCCACCAGCAAGGAAUCCGUCGACAUUGCUGCUACACCAUUGGAAAAACUUAUUCGUUCCAAAUGGCAGGAUGCACAAAUACAAUGGAACGGAGCACCAUUGAUGUAAAAUCACCACUUAUAAAAAUAAAGUUAGUCUUGGCUUAAUUUUGAAGAAAGGAAAGUUUUUUAUUUCUUUUGGUAUGAGGUUUUUGGAGAAAUGACAACAUGGAAUCUAUUUCGUGAUGCCAAAAUUUGAAUAUGAUAGAUGGAAAUUAUACGAGAAGAAGAAAUUGUUGAAUUCUUCGCAGUAAGUUUAUUUUAUUAGAUCAUAUAAGGAAUUAUCAAUUAGAUCAUAUACUCAAUUAUAAGAGCAGAAUAAUAAUGAUGACAUUGCAUUACAUUAGAAUAACAUUACAAAUAUUACACUAAUUUCAGAGUUGUAAGAUUUAAUGAAAUACGUGAUUAGGUACUUUAUUUUACAAUAGGAUUACCUGUGAAUGUAAUGAUAAUUGGUAUUAUAACGAUACUAUUAUACUCUAUUAGCACAUUAAUGUAGUCUGUAUAUGUAAUAACAUAUUGUAACAUAGUAUUAGCAACUGUAUUUUGAUCUAUGUGUAUUAACGUCGUAAUUGAUUUGAAAAUAAUAUAUUCUAAAAAUAUAAAAAAUUU
Messenger RNA from Vespa velutina, 3740 nucleotides. Its product is annotated as inactive ubiquitin carboxyl-terminal hydrolase MINDY-4B. Bases 1819 to 3198 code for a protein of 459 amino acids. NCBI's taxonomy places the organism in Eukaryota, Metazoa, Arthropoda, Insecta, Hymenoptera, Vespidae. The record is from RefSeq and is a predicted model, not a curated record. The transcript is spliced from 15 exons. Gene Ontology annotation, molecular function: K48-linked deubiquitinase activity; cysteine-type deubiquitinase activity. Gene Ontology annotation, biological process: protein K48-linked deubiquitination.